Heterotrigona itama is the source of this 1734-nucleotide messenger RNA. NCBI's taxonomy places the organism in Eukaryota, Metazoa, Arthropoda, Insecta, Hymenoptera, Apidae. The record is from the annotation of a GenBank genome assembly.
AUGAGCGUUUAUGCCGUAACUACGGCGACACCGACAACGAGUGCGAUAAUAUCGACGACAACGGCAACGACGACGACAGCUGUGACACCGACGACGACGGCUACGCCGACGACAACGGCGCCGGCGGUUGCCGUGUCGCCCGAAGCUGCACCUGGUUGGACAGAAUUCUGUGAGAGACACGCCCGCGCUUCGGCUUCUGAUUUUGCUAAAGCUUUUUGUACCUAUGUCGGUUUAAAUUUACCAGAGAGUGCUAGAUCGAAUCUUUCUUACCGUGAUUUUUUACGAAAAUUUAUCGAGAGCUUUUGCGAGCACUUUGAAAGCGAAUACCUACGUCGUACAAUUAGGUAUGCUAUGAUGUUGAACAGACGUGUUCUGUUUGCUUUUGUAAUUCUCUCGAUUCAGUACGAUACAACACCGUUUACAGCGAGAGCGAUUUGCACGAACUUGAAAGAACUUAUUUCCUUUUUCCCCCGUUGCCCUGACAGGUCACCGUCCUUGUACGACGCCAGGCACGUAGCGACCAACGACGGAGAUGUCAACGCUGUAAGCCAAAACAACAACGCCCCUGUGCGUGUAUCGUCUCGCGAGGAAUUCAGCGAUUACUCCGAGCACGAUGGAGAUGCGAUAUCGCCGAAACCUGCGCGCAAGCCCUUUUUCCGCCGUUUAUCUUUCAAAGGGCUUAAAAAGGGUAAGAGUUUCUUUCACAAACAGCAAAGCGACGAAGUGGAGUUGUCUCACAGCGAGCAUCGUAGAGACAAACAUUCGAGAGCUAAGCUUUCCAAGAUCGUGGUGGAAUGUAGGAAGGAGGGCGUCGUUAACUCCUUGAUGGGAGAGAAUAUUGACGGGACGCAGAAAUGGGAGAGGUCUAGGCUUGCCUUGAUAAAAGCGAUUGGCGGAUACAUGUUGGAAUUUUAUUCUCCUCCGAAAGCAGUGAAACCGCGUAGCGGUGUCUUUUGUUCUGCGAUAACCGAAGCUAGGGAAACGACUGCCUUGGAAAUGCCGGAUCACGAGAAUACCUUUGUGCUAAAGACGCAAAACGUGGAAUUUGUAAUAGAAGCUCAUAUUACUGCCGAUUCCUUGGGACAUGGUUCGUCGGCUGUUGGUAGUGAAGGAGAUAGAUUAAGAACUAACUCUGCGAGUAAAAGUUCCCGAUCUACGUCCCGUGAACACGGAGAUGAAGCAGGUCUGGGCAAUCCUCCGGAGAUACCUCCCAGACUUCGCGUAAGAAGUAACAGUAAUCUGGAAUUAUGUUCGUCGCAACAAGAUAUCGAACAAACGAAUGCAAAUGACGGCGAGUUGGAUUUGUCUAGCAGUUUGAGAGAAUAUCCGUGGUUUCACGGGACCCUUCCCAGAUCGGAUGCGGCGCAGCUUGUUUUACAUAGCGCUGCUAACGGUCACGGUGUGUUUCUCGUUCGACAAAGUGAAACGAGAAAAGGAGAAUUCCAUUUGCGUAUGACGUUGAAUGACCAAGGACAUUGUAGAGUUCAGCAUCUCUGUUUUCCUGCUAUAUACGAUAUGCUCGAACAUUUUCGUCAAAAUGCCAUACCUCUCGAAUCUGGUGGAACGGCAGACGUAACUCUCGCAGAAUUUGUUGUGGCGAGUCACGCAAUACGGCCGGGACAUCGUGACACGUCUGGAGUAAAUCGACAACAGUUGCAAGAAAGGAGACCGCCAGCUGCUCCGGAGCCAAGAGAAGUAAGAGUCAGCAGUGGAAGUCUAACUCGUCUUGAGUGA